UCUUGAUGCGCAGGCGGGCGAGCUGUCGGGAUUCUUCGGCGCGCUGGAGAUAGCCAGUGACGUCGCGAUUCUCUUCGUCGGUAACGUGCGGCAGCAUGACGUCGAGGGUCGUCGUAGGGUUCCUGCCAUCUAAAGCAGCUUGAACGGCGUGAUCUACGUUGUUUCUUGCUCCGCCGCUUUGUAAGCGAAGAUUACGUACGGCAGGCCGGCAUGCCGCGUCUGGUGCUCGACGACGACGUUACAUUGCAAGCAUGUCGGCGAGGCUCUUGUUCAGCUGCUCCGCAAGACCAUUCAUCUGCAGAGGGCAGCGCUGGGGUGAUCAACUCACGUGGAGCCCGGACAGAAGAAGAUAACGAAUAACGAAGGCGGUUGAAGAGCGGCAGCGCUACAAGGCAAGAAGCAUUCAAGCAACCAAGCAGGCACCACACCGAGCCUUGUUCCAAAAUACUGGCGAAACGAUGUGCCUAUGCGAGACUUCUUUCGAGGUCACCGUGCUGGCCCUCGUUUGCCUGGCAAACAACGUGAUUGACUUUUUCUUAGGACUCGAGCGUCUGAAUCAACUACGAAGCAUUCCUCUCAUCGUCAUCAUACAUUUAGGCUCGCUUGCCGCAUCGGCGGUGCUCUCCGUGGUCCUUCUCAUGGGCGCCAUGAGGGUCUACAGCAUCAUCGCCAUCAACGCUCUGCGGUUUCUUCAAGGUAGGCUUGGUGAAAGAUCAACCAUAGGCGAACGAAGAGUCGAGAUUAUAAAGGCGCAGCUGGUCAGGAUCAUGACGCUCACCACUGUGAUUAUCGUGUUCGACUCAUUCGUCAUCUACCGAAUACAAGUCUUCUCCGACACGGUGGAGAACGCGCAAGUGUAGUCACUGCGGCGGAAGAACACGGGUGCAAGGUUGCCUGCGGCCGGGGCCAACGCAUUGCGCCAUGCAAUAUAGCACUGCUCAUGACUUUGUAUAACGUUAUCGCACCAUAAAGAUAAAAUUGUAGAUAUGUUGUUCGGGCUUAUGUUGUUCGAUAUGUUGUUCGGCCUUCGGGCUUAGGUUUCGUAAG
Dermacentor silvarum is the source of this 1047-nucleotide messenger RNA. RefSeq lists its product as uncharacterized. The record is from RefSeq and is a predicted model, not a curated record. Lineage: Eukaryota; Metazoa; Arthropoda; Arachnida; Ixodida; Ixodidae. The transcript has 9 exons. Bases 459 to 860 code for a protein of 133 amino acids.